AUGAGCCAACCGUCUUCCCAAACAACAGGGUACCGCCAAUACGCCGACAUACCCCAGAAAGCGCAAAACGACGCAGACAUGGGGAUUUAUUCGGCUGUUUACUCGGGUGUCAAUGUCUACGAGAUGGAAGUCAACAACGUCGCUGUCAUGCGGCGCCAGACCGAUGGUUGGCUUAACGCGACACAGAUCCUCAAGGUUGCGGGAGUGGAUAAAGGCCGCCGCACCAAGAUCCUCGAGAAGGAGAUCCAGACAGGGGAGCACGAGAAGGUGCAGGGAGGCUAUGGGAAAUAUCAAGGGACUUGGAUCCCAUUCGAGCGCGGUUUUGAGGUCUGCCGGCAGUACGGCGUGGAGGAGCUUCUGAUGAGGCUCUUGACGCACAACAAGCGCGGUCAGGAAGGGGGGUUAGCCGAUGUCGACACGCCGACCAAAGAACAAGCCAUGGCAGCCCAACGAAAGCGAAUGUACAACGCGAGCUCGCAGGAGAACCGCGCCAAUGGCCUGUCCGGCACCUUCUUCAAGAACAUCUCCUCCACAGCGUCACACGCCAUAAACGCAAUCAGCAAGGCUCGAUUCGACUCCCCCGGGCCAAGAAACCGCAGCGGCCCUAGUCGCGCGCCCAGCUUCCACCGUCAGUCCUCCAUACAGGAUGCCAGCGAUUUCCCCCCGAACUCCCAGCAGAGCUUCGUAUCCGACUAUGGUCAUGCCGACUCGGCCUUUGGGUCCCAAAACACACAACCGCCGCCUGGCGAAAACGACCAGCCGCCCAGGAAACGCCAACGAGUUCUUACGCCAGCGAACAGUUUUGGCGGACUCACCCCGACCUACCCUCAACUGGAUGGGUAUGCGGCUAACUACCCGGGCUCGCCUACGGAACCGAACGAGUCGUUCAUCUACUCCCAGGCGGGCGUCCACUUGGAGCAGGAACCUAACUACGCCCCGGGCCCGCUCCGGCCCCUCCCGUAUGAUAUGUCUCCGGAGGCUGAGGCGAAGCGGAGCAUGCUCAUGGGCCUUUUCAUGGAUCCCAGCGGCCCGGAUGAGUCCAAGAGGAACGUGCUCCGCAACAUGAUCCCGCAGGAGCUCGACGCCCCGAUCGAUACCCAGAGUCACACUGCCUUGCACUGGGCCACAACUUUGUCCCGGAUGCCCCUUUUGCGGGCGCUUAUCGAGGCCGGCGCGAGCCCGUUCCGCGUCAACUCGUCGGGAGAGACCGCGCUCAUGCGGGCUUGCAUCGUCACCAACUCCAUGGACCAUAACUCGUUCCCCGAGCUGCUAGACGUUCUCGGCGUUACCAUCGAUGUGAGGGACGACAAGGGAAGGACAGUGUUGCACCACAUCGCUGUGACGAGUGCCGUGAAGGGAAGGAACUCGGCCAGCCGGUAUUAUCUCGAGAGCCUCCUGGAGUGGGUCGUGCGGCAGGGUAGCGCCCCGAGCAGCCAGAAUAUCCCGGGCAGUCUCAGCGCGCCGGCAAAGAUGGGCAUCGGCCGGUUCAUGAGCGAAAUUGUCAACGCUCAGGAUAGCAGCGGUGAUACUGCGCUGAAUAUUGCCGCGCGAAUCGGCAACCGUAGCAUCGUCUCGCAGCUUCUCGAGGUGGGCGCCGACCCGAAUAUUGCCAACCGUGCGGGCCUGAGGCCUGUAGACUUUGGCAUUGGUACAGAUGCAGAGGACAAUCGAAACGGCGAGCCGUUGGACAAGAACGGUACCUCGCAGGGCGGUUCUAACCAAAAGAACAAGGAGAAUAGCGACGAGGUGGUAAACUCGAUUACCCACUUGAUCACCGAGUCAUCAUCACUGUUCCAAAACGAACUAAAGAAGAAGCAAGAAUCCAUCGACACACUACACAGCUCCCUCCGCACCACGUCAGCCCAGGUCGGCGAAACCCGCCGCAUGGUGGAGUCCCUGCAGGAAAAGCUCAAGGCGCAACAGCUGGCCAGGCAGAAGGUGUUUAACCUCAAACGAGCCUGCCAAGAGGAAGAAUACCAGCUUGUCCAACUAGAGCAGCGCCACGGCCGGCUAGACGUAGACUCGGCCAACGCGUGGGAGAUGGACCUCGAGAUGGUACUGGACGGGAUCGCCGCAGCCAGCACGCAACACCAACCACAACAACAGCAACAACAACAACAACAACAACAACCGCCCGCGGACAACGGGUACUACGCCGGCUCGGCGGAGGAGCAGAUAUCGCGGCUGCCCAACGCCGCGGUCCUCCGGGCGCGGGUCAACGCGCUCCGCGAGCGGUCGGCGCAGACGCACCAGGCGGUCGAGGCGCUCCAGGCGCGGAGCAAGGACAGGGAGCUCGGGUACCGGCGGCUGGUGGCGCUGUGCACGCGGCGGCCCGAGACCGAGGUGGACACGUUGUUGGAUACGCUGACCAGGGCGGUCGAGUCGGAGAAGGGCGAGCUGGAGAUUACGAGGGUCCGGAGGUUUCUUGGUGGGGUGGAAGGGGUUGCGUGA
Chaetomium fimeti is the source of this 2451-nucleotide messenger RNA. RefSeq lists its product as uncharacterized. The record is from RefSeq and is a predicted model, not a curated record. Gene Ontology annotation, cellular component: MBF transcription complex; SBF transcription complex. Gene Ontology annotation, molecular function: transcription coactivator activity; protein binding; DNA binding. The coding region runs from base 1 to 2451 and encodes 816 amino acids. The transcript has 3 exons. NCBI's taxonomy places the organism in Eukaryota, Fungi, Ascomycota, Sordariomycetes, Sordariales, Chaetomiaceae.